This is a messenger RNA of Prorocentrum cordatum, 309 nucleotides long. The record is from the annotation of a GenBank genome assembly. Lineage: Eukaryota; Dinophyceae; Prorocentrales; Prorocentraceae.
AUGAUGGUCGGUGCGACCUCCCGCGCCACACGGUGCUGCUCAGGAGCGACGGCACCGCCGUGGCCUGCGGUGUCGCUCGAUGGCGGCUCAAUGGUUUUCGUCACCAUCGGCGGGGUGGAGCGAUGCAGGAUCAGGGCGGCGCCCACCGCCCGCCUCGCAGACACCUACCUCCAGCUCGUGGCCGAGCACCGCGCGGGCAGGCUGGGCCCCGGAGCCUGGCGCGUCGAGGCGAUCCUGCCGGGGGGCCGCCCGCUCAGCAGCGCCGCGGCCGAGGAGACGGUCGCCAGCGCAUUUCCCGCCGCAGCCUGA